Molossus molossus (Pallas's mastiff bat) is the source of this 2602-nucleotide messenger RNA. It is a transcript of the gene XNDC1N, whose product is annotated as putative short transient receptor potential channel 2-like protein. Bases 392 to 1609 code for a protein of 405 amino acids. Gene Ontology annotation, cellular component: nucleus. Gene Ontology annotation, biological process: single strand break repair; base-excision repair. Gene Ontology annotation, molecular function: damaged DNA binding. NCBI's taxonomy places the organism in Eukaryota, Metazoa, Chordata, Mammalia, Chiroptera, Molossidae. The transcript is spliced from 10 exons. The record is from RefSeq and is a predicted model, not a curated record.
GAGAUUUGUAGUGAAUGAAAAUAUACAUAUAACACAUUAAUGUAUUUUACUGGUCACGGCACAUGCCUUCUUGCUUCGGUAGAAGUCACUUUUCAGAAACAGAGACUUUUGAGGCCCCGGAACGAAUUCCCGGGUUUCGAGAGGCGGAAGAGUAGCGCUCUAGGUCAGAAGGCGUAGGUCAAGGGGCCGAAUUGGCGGGAGAAUGAGUUUGUGGUCCACGAUCUGAGGCUGCGGUGGCUCUUCGAGGUUCAUUGUCCCUGGAGUAAUAUGAGGAUUCUUUCUCUUCUGGGAACUGAUGGGACCAAAAUGUGGACAGUGCUGAAGUGGUGACCAAAGAAAUCUCAGGAGAAAAGAUUUUUGCCUUGUACUCAGGACAACUGCUGGGCCUACCAUGGCUCCUGUGAAGAUCAGCCACGUGGUGUCGUUUUCCUCUCAGGAUCCCAAGUAUCCUGUGGAGAACUUGCUGAACCCAGAUAGACAGAGGGGACCUUGGCUCAGCUGCCCUCAGGACAAGAGUGGGCAACUAAAAUUAGAACUACAGCUGGAGAGGGCAGUGCCCAUUGGCUACAUCGAUGUGGGUAACUGUGGCUGUGCUUUUCUACAGAUUGAUGUGGGCCGUUCUUCCUGGUCCCUGGACAGACCUUUUGUCACCCUGCUCCCUGCAACUAUGCUAAUGUCCCUGGCUGAUUCAAAGCAGGGGAAAAACCGCUCAGGGGUCCGCAUGUUUAAAGAAGAUGAUUUCCUGGCUCCAGCCUUAAGUGAGUCAUGGGAUCGACUUCGCCUGACUUGCUCCCAACCCUUUACACGUCAUCAGUCCUUUGGCCUGGCCUUCCUACGCGUGUGUUCCUCUCUGGACUCCUUAGAUGACCCCAUGGUGGAUCCCUCAGCCCCUGUGAGCUCUGGGCUGAGCCAGGGCUCUUCUAAUGCUUCGGAGUCUGAUCCCAGCCCCUGGAUGGCUAAUCCUUCCAUCCGGAGGACAUUCUUCCCAGAUCCCCAGACGAGCACCAAAGAAAUUUCAAAGCUUAAGACUAUCCUAAAGCAGCUUCAGCCAGGGACUUUGGGGCGUUCAGCUCACAUGGUGCUUUCAGCUGCCCGCAGGGCACCUCCAGGCAUUGUGGCAAGCCCAAAAAACAACCCUGAAGAACCAGGUCCCAGUCAUCCAGACAGUGCAGAGCCCAGACCUGAGGAUCGAAACUCAGAGAAUGAUGUGGGCAAGACAAAGAGACAGAAAGUUCAAGCCCGCAGGCCUUUAUCCAACUCGAACUCUCAGCGAAACAGGAGGGGGAGAGCAAAGGCAGGGCAGAGAGAACACCACCAACCCCAGACCCAAACAGGCCGUGUCCAGGAUAGUGCAGAGUGCCCCAUUUGUGCAGGCUCCUUCAACAUUGAGAUUCUUCCCCAGCACGCUGCCACUUGUGGAGAGACCUCCCCACCUCACCUAGCCUCUCCCUCUUCAUCAUCACCUUCAUCGCCAUCUGUUGUGUGGGUGUCCUCCUCAGAGAGCUCAUCACCCAUUUCCUGGGUCCAGUGCCCCAUCUGCCAGUGGCAGUUCUCAGCAGGAGAAGUAGAAGAACAUGCCAGCGUGUGUGGGGAGGUCCCUCAGAUGUGAGCCCUGAGGUCCUGUGGUUUGGCCCCCUUGCUCUCUGUGACUAAAACUGGGGAUAUCUUGACAGCUAAGCAGAGCUGAUGAGGCCAAACGCUCUCUCUGCCUUCUUCUACUCACUCCCUCAGGACUCUGCCUGAUGGCACCUCUGGGCCCAGCCUGCUCCCCACUCCCAGUUGUCAAGGCUUCUGUGACCAUGACACCUUAUUUUCCCAAGGACAGCUUCAUCCUUUCCCUUUUGGAACUCGGGUAGAACUGGUGGUCUCUAGGGCUUUGGGACAGUCCUGAUGUCUUCCCCUAGUGAGUCACGGUAUGCAUCCUUGUGCCCAUUUUCCUGACAAGAAAACUGAGGCCCUGUGAAAAGAAGCACUGCCUGAUAAAUAAGAUCCUAUGUUGUCCUGGGAAGGUGAUUUUUGAGCAAAGACUGACAUCCAGCAUCCUAUAAACUUAACUCUCCGUGUAUUUUGUGGGUUCUCUUUCUAGAUAUAAUCAGGUAACCGUGUUGCUGUGUGACUUUAAGCAAGUUAUUUAUCUUGGGCCCAGAAUUAACCCUCAGUAACAGAUAAAACUCCUGUCCUGCUCACAGAACCAUCAUAGGGUUCAUAUGGGUUAGUGUCUAAGGAAUGGCUCUAGGCUUGGCUGUGGAACGAUGGGCAAGUCCUCAUCCCCACCUGUAUAGUGAGGCAGUUGGACAAAAGGUCUCUAACGUCCCCUCCAGCUUAAUUCUAUUCCCACCUUUUUUGAACAACUUUGUUCUCUCUCCCCUUUCCCAGAAGAUUUCAUUGUGUGGCACUAACAUCAGUUCCCCUGGUCUCCAGGGUAGAGAGCUGAGGGGGAGCAGCUGGUCCUGGCAAACAGAGGGCCUGAGGCAGGGUUUUAAAUGGACAGGAAGGAGGCAGCUGGACACACGGGAGCAGACAGAGCAGGAGUUCUGUCUGUCUGGAUACAGUGGGAAUCAUCCUCACCUCACAGCAUAGGUGGGUGCAGCCAUGGACCCCC